AUGGAAGAAAACAAACAUUCUCUUUGUAAGAGCAAUAACAAUAAUAAUAAUAAUAACAAUAAUCAAAAUAACAAUAAUAUACAUACACAUACUCAUCCAAAUCAACUAAAUCAACAACAACAACAACAACAAGAAAAUUGUGUAAAUAUAAAUAGUUAUAAUGAAAAUGGUAAAAUUUUGGUUUCGUUUGACAAUCAAGAACAAAUUUCAUGUAAUGUUCCAAAUACUUUGGCAGAUUUUCUGUUAAACGAGCAUCCAAUCGAUAAUUGGGAUGCUUUCGAGCGAAAAUUCCGGCUGCGUUCCUUCAAGGAGAUUUUGAUUUCCUCUGUUAUAGAAUCACCGAUCUCUGAAAACUCAUUGUUGAUGGUUGACGACAGCCUACUCGGUGGUUUCUUAAAACUCGAUGAUUUGACCUUAAAUUGGAAUCUUCAUACACCUUUUGAAUCACUUUAUAAAUCACCAAAACCAAGUAAUCAAUCUUGUAUUCAACAAUAG
Heterostelium album PN500 is the source of this 495-nucleotide messenger RNA. RefSeq lists its product as uncharacterized. Lineage: Eukaryota; Evosea; Eumycetozoa; Acytosteliales; Acytosteliaceae. The transcript is spliced from 3 exons. The record is from RefSeq and is a predicted model, not a curated record. The coding region runs from base 1 to 495 and encodes 164 amino acids.